Cryptotermes secundus is the source of this 2271-nucleotide messenger RNA. RefSeq names its product zinc finger protein OZF. The transcript has 3 exons. The record is from RefSeq and is a predicted model, not a curated record. Lineage: Eukaryota; Metazoa; Arthropoda; Insecta; Blattodea; Kalotermitidae. Gene Ontology annotation, cellular component: nucleus. Gene Ontology annotation, molecular function: RNA polymerase II cis-regulatory region sequence-specific DNA binding; DNA-binding transcription factor activity, RNA polymerase II-specific. Bases 213 to 1646 code for a protein of 477 amino acids. Gene Ontology annotation, biological process: regulation of transcription by RNA polymerase II.
ACAGAAGGUGGGAAGAUACUAAUUUUUCACACUGAUAAACGUAAUCAGUAUUACUUCAGUAGUAUAAAUUGACUGGUCUUCAAACCAGCUGGGAUGGCCUACUAAAAUCAAUGCAAUUGGCUCAUUUGCCUGGAAGGUCUGAGGAAAACCACAAUAAGCCUCUGUCAGAGUAACUGGUGUUCCAGCCGCGAUUUGAACCGAGAACAUCCCGAAUGCAAAUCUGGAGCUGUACCGCUAAGCUAAUCUGCCAGUACGCUGUGGAUCCGCGACAAAGAGGAACACAGAAUAACACAAGAAGCAUGACAAGUGAGGAAGAGCGCCUCGCGAGAUUGCGAAGGACGUUGCAUUCCUUAGCAACUCGAGUCCCCAAAAUAAUUCUGAAACCAGUUGACUCGACAUUUCCUGUUCUGAAGAAUCAGACGACUGUUAAAUUGAAUGCAACCAGAGCAGAAGAUGCACACUUCAGUAAGGAGGUUAAAACCGAGGAACUCCCUGGUGAACACAGUGCAGAUUUGUCAGUGUUACAGAACGAAGAGAAGUUUGAUUCGUGCGAGAUUUGUAAAAAAACACUUUCUCGUGUCAAUAAUGAGUCGGGGUAUACAAGUGUGAGUAGCAGAGACACGAUAUCUCGUUGUGAAAUGUGUGUCAAAUCGUUCACUGGAAAUCCCAGUUUCUUUGAGACUGUUAAAUUGGAUGCAACCAGUACAGAAGGUGCAUACUUCAGUGAGGAGGUUAAAACCGAGGAACUCCCUGGUGAACACAGUGCAGAUUUGUCAGUGUUACAGAUCGAAGAGAAGUUUGAUUCAUGCGAGAUUUGUAAAAAAACACUUUCUCGUGUCAAUAAUGAGUCGGGGUAUACAAGUGUGAGUAGCAGAGACACGAUAUCUCGUUGUGAAAUGUGUGUCAAAUCGUUCACUGGAAAUCCCAGUUUCUUUGAGACUGUUAAAUUGGAUGCAACCAGUACAGAAGGUGCAUACUUCAGUGAGGAGGUUAAAACCGAGGAACUCCCUGGUGAACACAGUGCAGAUUUGUCAGCGUUACAGAGCGAAGAGAAGUUUGAUUCGUGCGAGAUUUGUAAGAAACCACUUUCUCAUGUCAAUAAUGAGUCGGGACAUACAAGUGUGAGUAGCAGAGACAUGAUAUCUCGUUGUGAAAUGUGUGUCAAAUCGUUCACUGGAAAGCGCAGUUCAAUACGACCGUUCAGAGUUCGUGAACGGAAGUUUUCAUGCAAAGUAUGCAACAAAAGCUUCACUAGUCUCUAUAAUCUAGACAGUCAUAUCAGGGUACACAGUGGAGAACCGCCCUUUUCCUGUGAAGUUUGUAAGAAAAUGUUCCGUCGUCGUUCUCACCGAAACAGGCAUCUCAUUAUACACUCUGGAGAACGACCUUUUUCUUGCAAAAUAUGUCACAAAAGGUUCACUCAACAAUCAAAUCUGAAUACGCAUCUCAGGAUACACAGAGGAGAGCGGCCUUUCUCGUGUAAAGUAUGUAAGAAAAAGUUCACUCAAUCCUCAGGUCUGUACACGCAUCUCAGAAUUCACACAGGCGAACUACCCUUUUCUUGCGAUGUGUGUAAGAAAAAGUUCGCUGUCAACGGAAACCUAAAGCAGCAUCUCCUAAUACACAGUGCCAAACAAAAUGUUUAGUGAAAUUUGUGGGAAAUUUUCUUCUCAUAUGGUACAUCAUGAGAAAUUGACUUUCGCGUAAUAUGCCCAAGAAAGCUUCCACGCAGUGCCGUAGCCUGAGACUGAUAUAAGUGUGUACAUUUAUAUUACCUGAAGUGCAGUGUUUCAAAUAUUCAGUUCUGCUAUAGCGAAUUAAGUGACAACAGAAGCAGAAGUUUCCUCUGUGUACCACAUAUUGUACUCAAACACCGUUCUCACAUUACAGAAUUGUAUUGAUUACUUUGACAUUUUAAGCAACGGCUUAAAAAAACACUUCCUGCAGUAAUGAAUACGCAUGCGCAGCAUGAGAGCUGCUGGACACGGUGAUUUCUAUGCGGUCCGUGAGGUACCAGUUACUCAGUAUGUAGUGAAAGGAAAGCAGGCGAGUAGAUGUACUCAGAGCUUCUUGUUGUUGCUGGGGCGGAAGAACGGCAAUACGAAGCUUGCCACUGUUUCUUUCCCACAAGUUCCCCAUGUCUGGGCGCAUGUGACAAAUACAAACUCGGAAACAUCUUCCGAGCCCCUUAUCAUAUACUGCAUUUCCAUAUCUACUCCCAGAUUUUUUAUUUUUUAAGAACUGUUCAAAAAUGCAUUCAUAACUCGUACU